GCAGACCGGACAGCAAAUAUAUAUAUAAAGCUACCGUUUUCUCGGCGAUUCGAACAGUUUCUUCGCAACAAGAGAGAACAAUGUCUGUGAUCCCGCUGUUUCUGAUACUCUUUUGCGGCUCCGUGUUCUCGACGGAAACAACAAGCGAAUCUAAACAAAAUAAACGAGGUAUCCUCGAUGCCGGCGGAUGGGUUGGUAUACCAAAUCAUCACGGAUACGGUCACGGGCUUCCGUGGGCAGGCGAUCACGGUUGGAAAGGGCUGAGGUUCCCCUCUUUCGAUUUAGCCCACGGAGGAUUGUACGGUGGCAUACCGUAUGGUAGAGCUCCGGCGAUUUCUUUGAAAGCGAUUCCGGUGUAUAUCACGAAGCACGUGGUCCUGGAAAAGCCAGUUCCGGUUCCCGAGCCGGUCAUCAUCGAAAAACCGUAUCACGUGCCGGUGGAGAAGGUGAUCCCGGUGCCGGUCGAGAAGAUCAUUCACAAACCAAUUCCGAUCCCGUAUCCGGUACCCGAGGCAGUGCCGAUACCGGUAGAACGGCCGGUGCCGAUACCUGUGAGACACCCUGUGGCGGUGCCGGUGCAGCAACCGUAUCCGGUUCCGGUGAAGCAGGCAUUCCCUGUACCGGUGCCGGUUCCAGUUCCAUUUCCGCUGCACCCGCCGCCGUUUUCCCUUUACGGGCCCAGCCCGUUCCCAGGAGGCGUUUACGCUCGCGGUUAUGGCGGCGGUCACUUUUACCCGUCGAUCCAUGGCGGUCACUUCCCGGGACACGGCUACGGGCACGGCUUCGGCAUUGGCCACGGGAUCGGUCACGGAUUCGGCCAUGGAAUCGGCCACGGCUUCGUUCAUGGAUACGGCCAUGGUUUUGGUCAUGAGUUCGGUCAUGGACACGGGCAUGCCCAUGGAUUUGGCCACGGCUACGGCAACGGAUACGGCCAUGGUUAUGCUCAUCAUUUCGGUUACCCCCACGCCCAUGGUUCCGAGCACGAUCACAGCCACGGGCACGGCCAUGAUCACAGUCAUGGGCACGAUCACAAAAAACGGAGCAAAGACUGAACGCUGGAAAUUGGGUAAGGAUCGAAUGAGUCGUCUGUGAACAAAUCCGCAACGCUUGCAACAACGUUAGACCGUAAAAAAUAAUACGUACUGGUAGACUGUGAAUUUUCAAUCAUUUUCAUGCAUCCAUGACAGAGACGAAUUAUGUAGUUAGCUCACAAUACUCGUUUUACUUCCAUCCUAGUAUGUCAAGAUUUUACUUUACCGUCCUAGUAUAUUAAUUAAUUGUACUUCCGUCGUAGCGUUCUAAGGUUUUACCAUGAACAUUUUGCACAACGAUUUGCAAUCUACGUGAUCGGCGAUAAUCCUUUUCUUCGCGACACAUAAUGUUUCUGUGAACGACGUAAAGUAGAAAUACUUCUUCCUAUGCGAGCUAAAAAAAAAACAUUUUAUACCAUGAAUUCGAGGAAAAAGGUGUAAGACAUUGAUAAACUUGGGAUAACCUGGAUUGAAUGAAUAUGGUGCAGCAUAAGUUAUUGCCGCUCGGAAACUUUCAUGGUACAACGGUGUAUUUGGGAGAUCGUACGGUAGAUGGGAGUUUUAUGCCCUCAUUUGCUUCUUUCGUGAAGUUUCGGCACCUGCCGAGUGUAGGCGCAAUUACGGUUACAAUUCGUGAUAUAUAUAUAUAUAUAUAUAUAUUUUUUUUUUAUGAAUCGAAAGAAUCGUUUUACCUAAACAUCGUACGGUAACCGAACAAUAUCAUCGAUAUCGUCCACGUUGUAACGACAGUUAUUGAUUGCAUUAUACAUAAAAUACAUAAAAUACGCCAUAAAAUUCGAUCGUUGUCUACUGUUAAUAUAUUUUUUUUAUAAGACUACGGGUUAAUUAUUUGACGAGAAAAUUUAUGAAAUUUUUUUAAUAAUUUGCUUCGGAUCUCUGUCAUGAGCAAAGUUGUAUACGUUAAAUUUAUUUUAAUAAUACCAUUAACAAUAGUAACUCGUACUAUUAUUCCUAAGUAGUCGAUAAUAUUAAUAUACAAUAAUAUAAAGAUACGAGAAAUAAUUUUUACUUAAUUGUUAAAUCUAGGUAUAGAUGAAGUUCAAAGAAUUAGUGAUAUGUUUUUUCGAACGAAAGUCAGCUACUUUUACGUAUAUUUCCGAUUGUUAAGUUUCGACUGUACCGUCUUUUUUGUUUGAAUAUGUUAAACAUGUGCAUGUUUAAGUGAAAAUAAAUCUAUUAAAAUCUGA
This is a messenger RNA of Megalopta genalis, 2239 nucleotides long. RefSeq lists its product as uncharacterized. The record is from RefSeq and is a predicted model, not a curated record. Lineage: Eukaryota; Metazoa; Arthropoda; Insecta; Hymenoptera; Halictidae.